Molecule: messenger RNA, 488 nt
Organism: Galendromus occidentalis (western predatory mite)
Lineage: Eukaryota; Metazoa; Arthropoda; Arachnida; Mesostigmata; Phytoseiidae
Product: PI-actitoxin-Aeq3b
Exons: 2
Coding region: 135-425 (96 amino acids)
Molecular function (GO): serine-type endopeptidase inhibitor activity
Source: RefSeq, a predicted model, not a curated record
AGUCGACAGCAUAAAGCGGCGAAGCGUCCAUGAGCUAAAUUAAGAACUCCUAUGAUCCUCUCGCAGGACUGCAACAGACGUGACACCGCACCGUGGUGGACUGGAAGGAAAUUUGAAGUGCCGGAAUUUUCGUUAUGAAACGUGUGACGCUGUGUCUGCUGAUUCUCGGAGUCACAAUAGUGGGCUCGCAGCCCACGGGCAAAGAUGUGUGCAGAUUAUCCCCUCUCCCUGGGAUUGGAAAAGCUUUCUUCCCAAUGUUUUACUAUGCGGAAACAGUCAAGGAAUGCCGUCAAUUCGCUUACGGAGGGAUCGAAGUGGCCACUAACGGCAACAAGUUUGAAACCUGUGAAGAGUGUAGAGGAACCUGCAAUCCCAAAGCUAAAUGUUCAGAUACGAUCGAUAGCAUAGGUACUCCUCAUGUGUAAAUGGUUCAGCGCGGAAGACGGAUUUCCGAUUCGAUGAGAAUAAAUUCCGCUUGAUACCGGCCG